Rhinichthys klamathensis goyatoka is the source of this 927-nucleotide messenger RNA. Its product is annotated as olfactory receptor 146-like. NCBI's taxonomy places the organism in Eukaryota, Metazoa, Chordata, Actinopteri, Cypriniformes, Leuciscidae. The record is from RefSeq and is a predicted model, not a curated record. Gene Ontology annotation, molecular function: olfactory receptor activity. The transcript has a single exon. The coding region runs from base 8 to 880 and encodes 290 amino acids. Gene Ontology annotation, cellular component: membrane. Gene Ontology annotation, biological process: G protein-coupled receptor signaling pathway.
GCUGCAAAUGGACAACCUGACAUUCAGACACAGCGUUCUCCUCAUGGAGAGACUAAAAGUUACACCUCAGUCCUCCUAUCCAGUUUUUAUCCUGCUCUUCUUGGCUUAUGUCUUUACAAUGGUAUCUAACUUUGGACUUAUAGUUUUGAUCUCAACGGAAAAGAAUCUUCAUAAUCCUAUGCAUUUUCUUUUUUGUAACUUGCCACUGAACGAUAUGCUAGGGACCACUGUCAUUUUGCCACGCUUAAUGCAAGACAUUUUACAAGAAACCUCAGAGCACUAUAUCAGUAUCACAUAUAUGCAGUGUGUUACUCAAGCAUAUUUUGUGCACAUAUUUAUAGCAGCAUGCCACUAUGUGCUGAUAAUCAUGGCCUUUGACAGAUAUGUGGCUAUAUGUAAUCCACUUAGAUAUUCUGCUAUAAUGACCAAUAAGAUGGUAAUUAAACUAUCAGCAUUUGCUUGGGGCCUGGCCAUUCUUUUGGUGACAAUUAUGUUAGGUCUCACUGUGCGUCUGUCUCACUGCAGAUCUAAAAUUGAAAACCCUUUCUGUGACAAUGCCUCACUGUUUAAACUAUCCUGUGAAAGUGUGGUCAUAAAUAAUAUUUACGGAAUUGUUUAUACUGUGGCUGUACUCUGCUUUUCAGCAGUAUCUAUAUUUAUAACAUAUGUCAAGAUUGCUGUUGUAUGCAAAAGUAGCAAAAACAAAGCGCUCAACAGCAAAGCCAUAAAAACCUGCAGCACUCAUUUAGCUGUUUAUUUAGUCAUGUUUUUUUCUGGAGCUAUCAUGACAUUUCUCCACCGGUUUCCUGAAUACUCUGACAGCAGGAAACUAACUAGUAUAAUGUUCCACAUUUUACCGCCAGGAUUAAAAAUCCCUUAGUAUAUGGUUUACAAACCAAAGAAAUAAGGCAAAAAGUAGCUAAACUU